CACUGACUAUUUCACCAUCACCGACCGAUCACGACAAAAAAUUUCAGUUGAACUCGAUUUUGCGAUCCUCAUCCCAUACCCAUUCAUGCAAAGUUUUUAUAAUGAUGUUGAGUGCAUUUGGCGCAAAUGAGCAACAUUAGCGUGAAGUCAUGCGGACCAAUCAACUGCGAGCUCGAAACGGCCAAGAGUUUUUUAACAUUGCGCAAAUUCGCCUCCUUCUGCGGGUUACCAACGUGCAAAGAUCAGAAUCGCGAUGCCACCUCUAAGUCCCCCUUUGAACUAACGCAGACGCUCGAAUAUUGUAGACGAUCGAAUUGCAUGGAGUUUUGGACCGCAGCUUCCAGCAAUGCGAGCAAACAAUCAUCGACCAUUUCAAGCCUCAGAACUUCCAGGACUCUGGAGUUGCCCAAAAAACGCAAAUCCUGCCUGAUUGAUAUUCAAUCGUCCAGCCGGAUCUUCAGUUCGCCGGAGUGCGACCAACCGAGUUGUCCGAAGAAAACGAAAAGUCAAACCAACGAGAGUAGGGAGGAGCAUGAAAAUGAGGUUCAGAUAAACAUUUGCGGUCCUCCAGAGUGCUGCAGCGGCAUCGAUUUGGUCUCAGCGGUCGAUUUUACUGUCGUCUGCGACUUGGAGAGCCACCUGUGCAAAAGCCUGACUGAAAAAAGCGUCAGUGUGAACAGCCCGAGAAAACGCAACGAAAUUUACUACUGCGUUUCACCGUCCCUGCAAAAAGAGCUGCAACUGUCCGACAAUAGCAAAGAAGUGCGCCGAUACGCUAAGGCCGAAACUGUAAUCAAUGCCCAUCUGAUGAAGAAGGACCGUUUUCUAUCAGACUCUUGUCGAAAGGAUUCCAAGAAAAAGCUUGCACCAACGCACCGAAGAGCCACACUUCCUGACGACUUCACCAAUAACCCUGCAGAAACUGACGAAAUUGAAACGUCUUUUCACGCGUUUCGCUCCAACACUACUCUGGUCAGCCAGACCAUGAAGGCCCCCAAAGCCAAAGAGCCUUCAAGCGCUGCCAUCGGCAGUAGGAAAUCUUUGGAAAAUUCGCAGGAUCUGCCGAAAACUCCGUCGCCCUCCAGCACGGCGGUCGGACUGGCGCACACGAUCAGCCCCAAUACGCCGUUCCAGGAGUUUCCUUUGAGGCCUCAAACCCUCACCAGCAAGGAGGGAAACAUCGUCAAGAGCUACUUGAGCGGGAGCGAUAAGGAGUCGAUGCUUCCUGCCACUAAGCCAGUGCAGAUCAGCAGGCGAAACCCUGGGGAGGUAAACGCACUUCUAAAGGCCGUUUAUUCCAUAUCUAGUGCGGAUUUUCCUCCGACUCCUGUUGGGAUGGAGGCGUCGCAACAUGGCAAUUACAAGCUGGACCAGACGGAGCUGGCGCAAGCCCUAAACAGGGAAAGCGUCGGGGGGCAAUCAAAGGAAAAUGGCCUGGAAAAGCCUCCGGCUUUUCCAGACACCCGCCAACUUGGGCAGCUUCCAGCCUCAAGUGUCAGGGGCGGACAAAACGACGAGGCUAAAAUUUCUUCCACAUGCUCUCCUACAAACUGCGAGUAUUUGCGGGGGCUGAAGAAGUGGAAGAAUUGCUGCAGCAGCCCGCUGUGCCCAAUCAACGACCCGACCAGCAGCACCCACAAUUUCCUGCUGAAAGUGCGAAUGUGCUGCGGGCAGCGGAAAUGCCAACUAGCCACAAAAAUUUGCGACAUCUACGAGCCUCUGGUGCACAUCGAGGAGGACUUCGGUGCAGUUGGAGAUGAGCAGUAUCACUAUCUGGCCACUGAUGCUUCAACAGAAGCCCAACCAGAAAGUUCAGCGGCAUCAAUCGAAAUCAGUCUUCUUGAUGUGCAUGAGGCCACGCCACUGGAGGAUCCGAGGGAAGAAUUGGAAGAAGUAGAGUUGCCCAGCGUGCCGCAAAGAUCCAGCGACAGUAUCAGCGAUCAGAAUGCUGCGGAAUCGUCCAGAAGAACCAGCACAGUGAGCUGGAAUGUGCCGCACGAAGACACUGCUGGCCCAUCCACUAGCCAAGAACAAAUUGUGUCGCGCGCCACAGAGGCGGCGGACAAGUUUCGUCAAGCUCCGGUCGCC
Molecule: messenger RNA, 2088 nt
Organism: Dendroctonus ponderosae (mountain pine beetle)
Lineage: Eukaryota; Metazoa; Arthropoda; Insecta; Coleoptera; Curculionidae
Source: RefSeq, a predicted model, not a curated record